This is a messenger RNA of Uranotaenia lowii, 3991 nucleotides long. RefSeq names its product hexokinase type 2 (gene Hex-A). Gene Ontology annotation, molecular function: fructokinase activity; glucokinase activity; ATP binding. The coding region runs from base 1059 to 2444 and encodes 461 amino acids. Gene Ontology annotation, cellular component: mitochondrion; cytosol. Gene Ontology annotation, biological process: glycolytic process; intracellular glucose homeostasis; glucose 6-phosphate metabolic process. The transcript is spliced from 8 exons. The record is from RefSeq and is a predicted model, not a curated record. NCBI's taxonomy places the organism in Eukaryota, Metazoa, Arthropoda, Insecta, Diptera, Culicidae.
CAUCGUCGUCGUCGUCGUCGUCAUCAAGGUGACCUUCCUGGACAAAUUUUCCAUCGAAAUUCACUUUCCCACACACGUACCUUGGCUCGGUGAAUUCUCGCUCAGCUCUAGAGGGUUGCAGCAAGUUGUUUUCGAUACCGAUCCAUCCACUCGUUGCUGCCGCCGGGUCUUCUAUCGAGAAGUAUUUACCCAGUUUAGUUACUCCUAGUCGAUAUCUGGUAUCGGACGUGUUUCGUGCAUCAGUCGCGAUAAGUAAGAAGUUACCCUACCCCAGAAAAAAAAAUUGUAUUCCGUUUUCUUCUGGUUUUGUUUCUGUGAGUGCAAUCGUAGGUAAUCAAUAAAAUUCGUCUCCCAACUACUGCGUGACAGGAUCUGAGCUCGGGUUUGUUACGGUUCAGGAAAGGUUAAACCUGUGCGGCCACUAUCAAAAUAUAAAUAUUUUCUUUGUCCAAGCAAAUUAGAGUUCUCUCUCCUCCUCAAGUGUGGCUGGCUGGCUGUACGACGUACUUGUAUACGCCGUUUAUCAUCAAUCGGAUCGCGAUCGUGUGUUCAAUAAGUAUAAUAUAUGUGUAGAGUAUAACAACAGAGUAUAGUUUAUAGAGCUGUUUAGGUUCAGUCGGAGGCAAAAAAGGUAGAAUUAUAGUGGAAUCAACGAAACGGUCUCACAAUCUGUGAAACGAAUCGACUGAACUGAACGCAACCAACGGUGUGUUUUGUGUGGCAGCCCACCAUAGACGGGGAGUUGCUUGUCUGUAGUCUGUAUACAUCAGGAAAUAGCAUUUCGCAAAAAAGCUUGUUUAGUGCUGAGCUAAACCUUGCGGCAACUAGAAGGCGCUCCUCUAGAGUGUGAUACCUGUGAAAUCGAGUCGAGUCGGUGAAGUGCGUGUGUGCCAUCAAUCUAUCUAUCCAGGAAUCACCCUUAACUUUGUGCCUCCGGCAAAGUGCUCACCCAGAAAGGUGUUUAAUCCCAUCAAGAAAUCGGAUAAAACGGAUACCAACCGGAGGAACAGAUAACCCGAACCAUCCCAGGAGCAGCAGCAAACCCCUAGGAAAGCAAAAUGGAUUUGGUUAAACCCUUCAUGAACCUGCAGGUGGAUCGAGUCAGCAAAGAAAUCCGUGAACAAUGCCAGGAACUCAUACUAUCAGACAAACAGAUCGAAGAGAUCAUGAGGCGGGUGCUAAAGGAAAUCAACACCGGUCUCAAGAAAGAAACACAUCCCUCAGCCGACGUCAAGUGUUUCAUCACCUACGUUCAAGAUCUGCCCAAUGGAAAAGAGAAAGGCAAAUUCCUGGCGCUGGAUCUCGGCGGGACCAACUUCCGGGUGCUGCUGAUCCACCUCAAGGAUGAGAACGAUUUCGAGAUGCUGUCGAAAAUCUACGCCAUUCCACAAAGUAUUAUGCUGGGCAGUGGGACGCAACUGUUCGAUCACAUAGCGGAAUGUUUAGCCAAUUUUAUGAAGGAACAUUCAGUGAACACCGAGCGGCUACCUCUAGGCUUCACCUUUUCAUUCCCGCUAACGCAGUUAGGUCUCACCAAAGGUAUUCUGGCCCGAUGGACCAAGGGUUUCAACUGUUCCGGCGUCGUCGACGAGGACGUCGUCCAGCUGCUGAAGGACGCCAUCGCCAGACGAGGGGACGUUGCAAUAACUGUGAUGGCAAUUCUGAACGAUUCGACCGGAACUCUGAUGUCGUGUGCGCAUAGCAAUCACAAUUGUCGAAUUGGAGUCAUAAUUGGAACCGGAAGUAAUGCAUGCUACGUGGAGCGAGUGGAGAACUGCGACAUGUUUGAUGGCGUCCGGGAUCCGAGCAAAAAGCACGUCCUGAUCAACACCGAGUGGGGUGCGUUCGGCGACAACGGGGCGCUGGACUUUGUGCGGACCGAGUACGAUCGGGAGAUCGAUCACUACAGUAUAAACAAGGGCCGGCAGAUCCAGGAGAAGAUGAUCUCCGGUAUGUACAUGGGCGAGCUGGCUCGCCUCGCUAUCGUCAAGUUCACCAAGGCCGGAUUGCUGUUCGGAGGCGUCGGUUCCGACAUCCUCUUCAAGCGGGGCCAGUUCUUCACCAAGUACGUUUCGGAAAUCGAGUCGGACAAACCGGGCACCUACACGUACUGCCGCGACGUGCUGGACGAGUUGGGUCUGGACCACGCCACCGAUGAGGAUUGUGCCAACGUGCGCUUUAUCUGCGAAUGCGUAUCGAGCCGGGCCGCCCAUCUGGUGUCCGCCGGAAUUGCCGCCCUCAUCAACAAGAUGGACGAGAAGAGCGUAACCGUCGGCGUUGACGGUUCGGUGUAUCGCUUCCACCCGAAAUUCCACGAUCUGAUGGUGCAGAAGAUCAGACAGUUUGUGAAGCCGGAUAUCAGCUUCGACCUGAUGCUGUCCGAGGAUGGUUCCGGUCGUGGGGCAGCGCUUGUGGCAGCAGUAGCGUGUAGAGAAUCGUCAUAAAUGCCAGCUAAUGGGUUAAGAAUUGAGACACACACACGAACACAAAAAAGAAAGCUAGAAACGUCCCCGCCCCUAUUGUGUGGCCGGGCGUUAAUCUUAAAAGGCCCCGCCCUCCCAUCAUCUACCACAUAAACACAAACAAAAACACACACACACAACAAACUACUACACUAGUGAUUUAGAAAAUAAUAAUUAAUUUAAAGCUAGAAUCAAACAAAAAAAAACUACAAAUUAAACCCACAACCACGUUUUGAAUUGAAAUUUGAGGAAAUUAUAAGAAGGAAAAACAAAACAAUUGAAAAUCAGCAGAAUAAGAGUGGAAACAACUAUUAAACAAAUACAUAACCGUAAUAGAGAAAAUUUUAAGCAUGUGUAACAAGCAAGACAAAACAAUUACUGGAACACGUUGCAGGAAUGAUGAUUAGCAAAUGUUUAACGCAAGCAAAGAUAUUGUUAAUUAUUUAUUAAACAGUGGCAUGAAUCGAGAGCAGCGGACUUCAAAUAGGAGGCAACAGAAAGAGGAAAAACAUAUUGUGAAUGCAGAGCAAAUUGUUUCUAUUAACAAUUGAGUUUAGCUGUACAUUAACUAGUUUUAUGUGGAAAGAUUUUAAUAAUAUACUAUAAUUAUACCUUAAAACAAAUUUGUGGCGCGAGCAAAUCUACGGAUUUCGUUUCGAUUUUUUUUUUUUAGAUAAUUAUUUGUUUCUAUAGUUUACCCAGGGUAAAUCAGGUCAAACCAACAACAACGAUUCCUAUUGUAAAUAACGUUCUUUUUUCAGACUUUGAACAUCUCGGCCAAUUUAUUUGACACGACAAUUGAAAAAAACGAAAACAAACCCAAACUUUAACUAUUAUUAGCAUGGUAAUCUGUCGGAGACUACAGCUCCACUCUCCACUCCAUCGAAACUUGUCCUCUAUAUUGAUGAUUUGGUUAAGUUUUAUUUUUAAUAUAAUUUAUAAUAAUGUGGACAGCGAAGCUGCUAGGAAAAAAAAAUGGCUAAACAAAACGUGUUUUUGAAUACAGUGGGACAAAAGCAGAUAUUCGCAAUGCAUUAUCUGGAAGCGAAUGAAGCAAAGUUACAGUUCAAAUGAAAUAAAAUCGGAAGAAUAACUGGAAACAAAAAAAAAUAAUAAAGAAUGUAAAACGCUUUUUCUGUGCAAAGUUAGUUUUGCUACCUGGCUAGCGGGGAAAAGUUGACUGUCGUCCAAUAAACUAGGAUGAAUUCCUGGGGGAAACGAAUCGUGGACAAGGAAGAAUGCAAAGUAAAAAUAAAGUAUAUCAGGAGAAAAUAAAACGAAAAGCCAGAAAUGAAGUGAAAUAAAAAUAAAUAGAAAACCAAUAGCGAAGUGUACAAUAUUAAAUUAAUAAACAAACAAACAAAAAAAAACAAGAACCGCGAGGGAUAGUUACAAUGAAAAAACUACUAUGGAAAUUGUAAUUAUCUCUAUCUGGCAAGCAGAAAAUAUAAGAAAAAGAAACCCUAUUAUAAUACUGUUGACAGUGAAAAAGAGGAAAAUAAAGAAAAUGCUAUUGAGUUAGUAGAUUA